Molecule: messenger RNA, 1091 nt
Organism: Solanum dulcamara
Lineage: Eukaryota; Viridiplantae; Streptophyta; Magnoliopsida; Solanales; Solanaceae
Product: RING-H2 finger protein ATL8-like
Exons: 1
Coding region: 278-859 (193 amino acids)
Source: RefSeq, a predicted model, not a curated record
UUUAAAUUUGAAGUCCCUUGUUUGUUUUUUAAUCAAAUUUAUCCCCUGAAAUUUGCCUAAUAUGAUUUAACUUUUUGUGCAGUUUAAAAAUAGUGGAGCGAAAUUUACCUGGUGCGGAUUCCCACGUUAACAACAACAAUAAAAACAAAAUAUAUCUAUAUAUAUAUAUACACAGGUCUGAGAGUUGUGAAAUUUUCAUAUAUGUUUCACAUCACUUGCAGACAGUUCAACACCAUUGGUCCCCUUUCCUCUAUAUUGUUAAAUUUGAUUUUCAAUUAUGACUCGUCAUGCUAGAUUUCUGCUUAGCACCAAUUCUUCUUCAACGCCGGCGGCGGAGCCACCGUCGACGGUGACAGUGGAGUCUGAUUUCGUUGUAAUACUAGCUGCGUUGCUCUGUGCGCUGAUUUGCGUAGUAGGUCUCAUCGCCGUUGCCAGAUGUGCGUGGCUCCGGCGAGGAAUCGGCGCCGCCGGUGGCGGUGGUAGUCAACCGUCGGCGAAUAAAGGGUUGAAGAAAAAAGUGUUGCAGUCGUUGCCCAAAUUCACCUACGAUCCAAGCAGUACGGCUAAUGGUUCGCCGUUCACGGCGGAGUGUGCCAUUUGUCUGGCGGAGUACGCCGUCGGAGAUGAGAUCCGCUUGCUGCCGCAGUGUGGCCAUAGUUUCCAUCUUCAGUGUAUUGAUACUUGGCUGGGUUCACACUCUUCAUGCCCUUCUUGUCGUCAAAUUCUCGUCGUUGCUCGGUGCCGGAAGUGUGGUGAAUUCCCCGCAGUUUCCUGCAAAUCUGACGGUACUCCGGUUACAACUCCGGCCGAAUCUAGUUCAUGUGGUACAUCUACUAGCUCAAAUAAUUUCUUGGUCUAGAAUAACCAAAAAAAAAAAAAGGGAAAGAGGUAAUUAACUUUAAGUAAUAUACACGGACAACAGUGUAAAAAAUCCGAUGUAAUUUACACCAUCAGUGCAGUAGUUUUACCUGUUGUAACAUAUCAGUUACUGUGUUAUGCAGCUUAGGGUACUCAUUAGGGAAGUUACAUGUAAUUAAUCUUGAAUUACAUCUUUGAAAUGACCUGUGUAAUAGCCGGUUUGGAUUGACUUA